AUGCAGAGGAACCUCAGUGGCCCUAACAGGGCGGCGCCCCUAGUGGCCCCUCCAGAUGUAGCAGUGCCCCAGAGUGCUUCCCAGAGGCUCUUUCAGAGGAUGUCUGGUCACCCUGGCUACAAGUAUCACCUUGGCUGCAAGUGUCACCCUGGCUACAAGUAUCACCCUGGUUACAAGUAUCACCCUGGCUACAAGUAUCACCCUGGUUACAAGUAUCACCCUGGUUACAAGUAUCACCCUGCCUACAAGUAUCACCCUCGCUACAAGUAUCACCCUGGUUACAAGUAUCACCCUGGUUACAAGUAUCACCCUGGCUACAAGUAUCACCCUGGUUACAAGUAUCACCCUACAAGUAUCACCCCACAAGUAUCACCCUGGCUAAGCAAGUAUCACCCUGGUUACAAGUAUCACCCUGGCUACAAGUGGUCACCCCGGCCACAAGUAUCACCCUGGCUACAAGUAUCACCUGGCUACAAGUAUCACCCUUGGUUACAAGCAUUCUGCCAUAAGUAUCACCUCACACAAGUAUCACCCUGGCUACAAGUAUCACCCUGGCUACAAGCAUCACCCUGGUUACAAGUAUCACCCUGGCUACAAGUAUCAAUCUUGUUACAAGUAUCACCCUGGCUACAAGUAUCACCCUGGUUACAAGCAUCACCCUGGCUACAUCACCCUGUUAAGGCAUCACCCUGGCUACAAGUAUCACCUGGUUACAAGUAUCACCCUGGCUACAAGUAUCACCCUGGCUACAAGCAUCACCCUGGCUACAAGUAUCACCCUGGUUACAAGUAUCAAUUUGGCUACAAGUAUCACCCUGGCUACAAGUAUCACCUGGCUACAAGUAUCACCCUGGCUACAAGUAUCACCCUGGCUACAAGUAUCACCCUGGCUACAAGUAUCACCCUGGCUACAAGUAUCACCCUGGCUACAAGUAUCACCCUGGCUACAAGUAUCACCCUGGCUACAAGUGUCACCCUGGCUACAAGUAUCACCCUGGCUACAAGUAUCACCCUGGCUACAAGUAUCACCCUGGCUACAAGUAUCACCCUGGCUACAAGUAUCACCCUGGUUACAAGUAUCACCCUGGCUACAAGUCACCCUGGCUACAAGUAUCACCCUGGUUACAAGUAUCACCCUGGCUACAAGUAUCACCCUGGUUACAAGUAUCACCCUGGUUACAAGUAUCACCCUGGCUACAAGUAUCACCCUGGCUACAAGUAUCACCCUGGCUACAAGUAUCACCCUGUCUACAAGUAUCACCCUGUCUACAAGUAUCACCCUGUCUACAAGUAUCACCCUGGCUACAAGUAUCACCCUGGCUACAAGUAUCACCCUGGCUACAAGUAUCACCCUGGCUACAAGUAUCACCCUGUCUACAAGUGUCAAGCUCAUGUGAUCCUCUCCUUCGCUGUACUUCCCGGGCUGAUGCUAUCAAACUCACUACCCGAAACACAGUGCUCUUCAACAGUGGGAACAGACAGACAGACAGACAGACAGAUUCACUUAAACCUAGUGAAAGUUGAUAAAGGUUCCAUGGAUCACGAGGCUCUACGGCUCUGGAUCACGAGGUUCCAUGGAUCACGAGACUCCAUGGACUACAAGGCUCCAUGGCUCUGGAUCACGAGGUUCCAUGGAUUACGAGACUCCAUGGGUCACCACGGAUCAUAA
Molecule: messenger RNA, 1668 nt
Organism: Homarus americanus (American lobster)
Lineage: Eukaryota; Metazoa; Arthropoda; Malacostraca; Decapoda; Nephropidae
Product: adhesive plaque matrix protein-like
Exons: 3
Coding region: 1-1668 (555 amino acids)
Source: RefSeq, a predicted model, not a curated record